AUGAAGGCGAGGAAAGAUAACAAUUCUCGCAAGCGCAAACAAUCAACUUUGAUUGAGACAUAUGUUGCACAAUGUGGAACAUGUGGGAAGUGGAGGCCUGUUCCAUCUCAAGAACAAUAUGAGAUAAUACGAAGCAAGGCGUUGAAAAAUUCCUUUAGAUGCAAGAACGGCUGUAGAAAGUCUGAAGAUGUUGAUGUGGAAGGUGAUACCACAAGGGUAUGGUUAGAGGAUAAUCUCCAUGGUUUAGCCAAAACCCCACCAGGAUUCAAAAGGAUCGUGCUUCUUAGAGAAAGCUGCGAGAGGACAGAUGUUUAUUACCUUACUCCUCAGGGAAAAAGGCUAAGGACUAUCAAGGAAUUUGCUGCUUUUAUCAAAGACAACAAAGGAUUCACAAAGACAAUUAUGAAAAACAUUUCUUUUAAGACGCCAAAAGUGAUGAAGAAGAAAAAUAAGUUUGACGGUGUUGCUGCACAUACUAACACACCGGCGUUAGUAUUGAAAGCACGCAAAAUGGUUCCAACGAAAAAACUAAUCAAGAAAAGGUCUAAAAGCUCACUUGCAAUUAACUCAGACGACAGAGAAAAAGGAAAAGUUAUUCCUGAGAGCCUUCAAAAUGACAAAAAUCCAGCUACUGACAAGGAGGAUAAACCAUCGGAUAAUGUUGAGAUUUCUGUUGAUUUAGAUGACGGAGGGGUAAAACAUAUGCCCGAACAGAAUGAGAAGCAAGCUACUGACAAGGAGAUUGAAUCAGCAAAUGAUGUAUUGCUCUCUCAAAAUGGGGAUGCAACCCCAUCAAAGAAAAAGAGGAAGAGGGAUAAGAGAGAAGAAACUAGAGAGAAGAAGAAACAAGCUACUGAAACUGACAAGAACAUCGAGAAAGAAGUUUGUACCAAGAAAUCGUCAAAAUCAGAUGUAUCUUCAUCAAAUGAAGUUAUAAUUGAAGAGCUUGAAAAAGCAAAAGCUGAUGGAAAAGUAGCAAAAAAUGGGAAAAAAGUGAGCAUACUCUAUACCGGGAAGUUGAAAGACACUGAAGAAAUAUUUGUGUCAAACAUGGAAGAAGCUCCGUUUAGAUUUCGCUUGGGUAGAGGAAAGGUCAUCAAAGGCCUUGACAUUGGUAUCGAAGGGAUGCGAGCCGGGGAUAAAAGAAGAAUCACAAUUCCGCCAUCCCUUGGGUACUCAGAAGAUGGAUUCAAAGAUGUUGUUACUCAAAAUGCAUGGCUUGUCUAUGAAGUCGAGGCAGUAAAAGUCAGAUGAGAUUUAGAUACAAGCCUAGGUUUUUUGCUCCGUCUCCAUGGAAAAGUUUGUUGACUCCUUCCUCCUUUAUGCUUUAUUCUCCUUCUUUUGUUAGCACUUUUACAUAACUCGUGGUCUUGGUUUGGUUUUUGUUUUGGAUUUUGUUAUGGA
Messenger RNA from Eutrema salsugineum, 1404 nucleotides. Its product is annotated as peptidyl-prolyl cis-trans isomerase FKBP43. The record is from RefSeq and is a predicted model, not a curated record. Lineage: Eukaryota; Viridiplantae; Streptophyta; Magnoliopsida; Brassicales; Brassicaceae. Gene Ontology annotation, molecular function: peptidyl-prolyl cis-trans isomerase activity; DNA binding; zinc ion binding. The transcript is spliced from 10 exons. The coding region runs from base 1 to 1254 and encodes 417 amino acids.